Messenger RNA from Postia placenta MAD-698-R-SB12, 659 nucleotides. RefSeq lists its product as hypothetical. The transcript has 3 exons. Gene Ontology annotation, cellular component: membrane. Bases 38 to 496 code for a protein of 152 amino acids. Gene Ontology annotation, molecular function: metalloendopeptidase activity. NCBI's taxonomy places the organism in Eukaryota, Fungi, Basidiomycota, Agaricomycetes, Polyporales, Adustoporiaceae. The record is from RefSeq and is a predicted model, not a curated record.
AAAUGGUUCUAUAGUUGGGCCGGGCGUCAUGUCCAUCAUGACAGACGUCGUCCGCACGCUCCUGUUCCCAAUAACGAUGUUAUUCGGCCCUUUCAUAAACGAUGCCCUCGGGGAAGCGGGCAAGGCAUUCUCGCAGGAGUUCGCGAGGAGGAGUGACUACUGCACCAGUCAGGAGCAGGAGAUCGAGGCAGACGUCGUCUCUGUUAGACUACUAGCGCACGCAGGCUUCGACCCACGCCAUACUGUGCGCUUCUGGGAGGGCCGACAGGAGUCCUCUCAGGCGGCCGAAUGCUCGCAUGCCCAUGCGAUAGACGCAUCGCGCCGUGCGGAGUCCCUCUCACGUCAGUGGAUGGGCGAGGCGCAUCCCAUGAAUGUGGUGCGUGUGCAGAAGCUCAAGGACGAAUUGCAGCGGUGGGAGAUAGCCAGGCAGGCGGCGAGAAAAGUCAGGAUCGGCGAGUGGGAGGAGGACGAGGACAUGAGAGGGGUGCUUGUCUAGGGACGCGGAUACAGAGGUAUGCACUCACACCGGUCGCUUCUUCGGGGUUUCUUUUGCGCUACUUUACUUAUCUAUCACUUUCACUCGCUGUCUAUGGACCCCUCGCUUCGUGUAUAAUAAAUGGGUAGAUAUAUUACUAUAUAAUUCUGUUACUACACUGCUA